Ichthyophthirius multifiliis is the source of this 999-nucleotide messenger RNA. RefSeq names its product n-terminal domain protein. Lineage: Eukaryota; Ciliophora; Oligohymenophorea; Hymenostomatida. Gene Ontology annotation, molecular function: cyclin-dependent protein serine/threonine kinase regulator activity. Gene Ontology annotation, biological process: mitotic cell cycle phase transition; regulation of cyclin-dependent protein serine/threonine kinase activity. The transcript has 3 exons. Gene Ontology annotation, cellular component: centrosome; nucleus; cytoplasm. The record is from RefSeq and is a predicted model, not a curated record.
AUGAAUAUGUAAAAAAGAACUAAUAUAAUAAAAAAUUCUCAAAUUACUGGUAAUAAUCCAAUAAUUGAUAGACUUCCAAAUCGAAAAUUUGGAUUAAAUUUAUAGAAUUUCAAAUCAUAAAAUAAUGAAAAUUCCAAGCCAUAAUCCAUUCCAGAAAAAAAAAGAUUAGAUUUUGAAUAAGAAUAUGAAACUAUAAAUUCUAAAGAUUCAAAUAAUCCAUGUUUAGUAUCCGAAUACCAACAAGAAAUAUUUAAAUAUCUUCAAAAAUAAGAAUAAUUAAAUAAAAUUGAUUAUACAUACUUAUUACAUUAACCUGAAAUUACAUCUUAAAUGCGUACAGUUUUAGUCGAUUGGCUUGUUGAAAUUCAUCUAUAGUUCAGAUUAUUACCAGAAACAUUACACUUAACUAUUUAUAUAAUAGAUAAAUAUUUAUCAAUAAAAAAAAUCGAAAAAUCUUAAUUAUAUUUAUUAGGUAUUACUUCUUUAUAUAUAUCAAGUAAAUAUGAAGAAAUUUAUCCUCCUUCUAUUGAACAAUUCAUUGAAACUUGUGAUAUUUCAUAAAAAGAAAUUCUAGUAUUUGAAGGAGAUAUAUUAAAAAAUUUAAACUUUAAAAUAACAGUGCCAACAUCUUAUAGAUUUGCUAUAUGGUAUUCCAGAAUUGGAUAGCUUAAUACAUAUGAUGUUUGCUUUGUUUAAUAUUUACUUGAUUUGGCUCUUGGAGAUUAUAGAUAUUUGAAAUAUCCUGUAAGUAAAAUUGCAGCUUCAGCUGUUUUUUUAUGUAAUAAAAUAAAAAAGUAAACUGUAGCUUGGAAUCCCCUUCUUAAAUAUGAUAGUGGAUAUUCGGAAUAAUAAUUAAUGGACUGUGUAAAAGAUUUAAUUUUUUCAUUGAAGCAUGUCCAUGAAAAUAAUUGUUAAGCAAUUAAAAAAAAAUAUUAAAGGGAAGCUUUUUAACGUGUAGGGAAUAUUUAAUUAAUUGAUAAACGAAAAAAGGAUGAAUGA